AUGGAGAUGUUCUUUCUAAUGAAACGCUGGAGACACACGCGCAUGCACGACAAUGUGCGGCCGGCUAGGGCAGGGCACGGGCGGCUAAGGCAGCGCGCGGGUAGGAGGGCGCGCGGGGCGCGGGCAGCAAGGCGCGUGGGGCGUGGGCAGAAGGGCACGAGGGGGGCGGCAGGGCGCACGGGGCGCGGGCAGCGCAUGCGCGCGGGCUGCAAGGCAGUGUGGGCAGGGCAGCGCGCGGGCUGCAGGGUGCACAGGGCGCAGCAGGGCGCGCGGGGCUGCAGGGCAGCGCGGGCAGGGCGCGUUGUCAGCAGAGCGCGCGCGGGCAGCAGACGACGCAUACUACAGAGCGCGCAGGCUGUAGGGCACGCGGGCAGCAAGGCGCACGCGGGGCAUAGGGCAGCAGAGCGCGCUGGCAGCAGAGGUGCGUGCGGGAAGCAGGCGACGCGGGCAGCAGGCGCGCUCGGGCUGCAGGGCACGCAGGGCACGUGA
This is a messenger RNA of Closterium sp. Naga37s-1, 489 nucleotides long. The record is from the annotation of a GenBank genome assembly. NCBI's taxonomy places the organism in Eukaryota, Viridiplantae, Streptophyta, Zygnematophyceae, Desmidiales, Closteriaceae.